CCCCCAAUCUUGCAUAUUCUUGUCUUCGAAGCGAAACCGUCGGAAGAAGAAGAAGACGAUGGCGAUCUCUGUCUCAUCCAUGGCUUCCUUCCUCCUGCUGGUGUCCCUAUCCGUCUUCCUCACCGGGCCUUCCCUUUGCGACGCUCUAGUAGGGGGGAAAUCGGACAUCCCGAACGUGAAGUCGAACAAGGAGGUUCAGGAUCUGGGGAGUUGGUGCGUGAGCGAGUACAACAGCCAGCAGCACCGGAGCCUGACGUUCAAGGAGGUGACGUCGGGGCAGCAGCAGGUGGUGGCGGGGAUGAACUACUACCUCCACAUCCAGACCGUCGAUGGUGGCGCCACCAAGUACUACGACGCGGUCGUCUGGGUCAGGGCCUGGCUCAGUUCCAAGCAGCUCCUUUCCUUUCAGCCCGCUGCUUAAUUAGGCCGCCCCUUCGUCUGUAAUUCUCUCCCCCCAUCUCGCGAUGGGGGCUUUUUGUGAAGUUGGUUUUUUUCUGUGUUUUUGUUGGUUCUGUGAACGGCGAAGUAGUUGUUAAUAAAACGGAUUUGGGGUAAUGGAGGAUUUCUUGGGGUUUCA
Messenger RNA from Nymphaea colorata (pocket water lily), 577 nucleotides. RefSeq names its product cysteine proteinase inhibitor A-like. NCBI's taxonomy places the organism in Eukaryota, Viridiplantae, Streptophyta, Magnoliopsida, Nymphaeales, Nymphaeaceae. The record is from RefSeq and is a predicted model, not a curated record. Gene Ontology annotation, molecular function: cysteine-type endopeptidase inhibitor activity. The transcript has a single exon. The coding region runs from base 59 to 421 and encodes 120 amino acids.